Messenger RNA from Lodderomyces margitis, 1065 nucleotides. RefSeq lists its product as uncharacterized. The record is from RefSeq and is a predicted model, not a curated record. Gene Ontology annotation, biological process: protein import into nucleus. The transcript has a single exon. NCBI's taxonomy places the organism in Eukaryota, Fungi, Ascomycota, Pichiomycetes, Serinales, Debaryomycetaceae. Gene Ontology annotation, cellular component: nuclear pore; cytoplasm. The coding region runs from base 1 to 1065 and encodes 354 amino acids. Gene Ontology annotation, molecular function: GTPase activator activity.
AUGCCAGGCGAAAGUCCAGCAAAGAGAAAGAUUGAAAUGGAUGAAUCAUCGAGCCUAAAACGAACGAAACUGAUUGGGCAUGAUGAUCUCAAGACAACGAUUAUCACCGAAGUCAAACAGAUCUUUGAAGAUCGCAUUGCGCGAUUGGAAUCAAGAGUCAAGUUUUUAGAAGACGAAUUGGAUUUGAAAGAGGAAGUGUCUGACACAGAUUAUCAGAAGAAAAUUGAUAACAGGGUAGAGGAACCUACCGAAGAUGGUCUGGCAUCCAUACAAAAGAAUUCGCCACCUCCACUACCUCCCAGAGUUGCGUUUGGAACCAAGCCAUUUCAAUUCAACUCCAAAAAUGGUAACGACGUGACUAGUAAUGCCAAAGUUGAAGCCAAACCUAUCCAAUCAAGUCCAAAGCCCGUUUUUGGAGCUACUACAUCUUUUGGAAAUAUGAAUAAAACGCAGGACCAAAGCCAUCAGAAGACGGAAAAGGCAGCAACGCCUACGCCCACUUUUGGCACUUUCGGAUCCAAAUCACGUUUUGGAAAUGCGUUUCAAGAAUCAUUAAAACAAAAGUCAUUUUUGGACACGUCGGAUAAGUCUGCUGAUAACAAUGGAGCUAGACCUGAAAGCAAAGACGAAGUGCAAACAACUACCGCAACUCAGCAGUUUAAACAAGUUGAUUUGAACCCUGUAGAGCAAGCUACUGGUGAAGAAGCCGAGAAGUCGAUAUUCAUAUGCGCAGCAAAGUUAUUUGAGCUAAAAUUGGCCAAUAUUGAUGAAGGAUGGAAAGAAAGAGGUUCGGGGACCUUACAUUUGAACCAAUCCGUUCACGACCAGAACCAAGUGAGGAUAGUUAUGAGAUCUAACGGAUUGUUGAAAGUGAUUUUGAACUACAAGAUCCAAAAAACAACCGAACUAUUGGAAGGGUUAGAAGCAAGCUUGACAUCUGAAAAAUAUCUUCGAUUCAACUCUGUUUCGGACGGGAAACCAGUACAGUACUUGUUGAAAUUUGCCAGUCAACAAAUAAGGGAUGAUUUGAUCAAAAAUAUCAAUGAGUUAAAGUCAAAGAUGUAG